Molecule: messenger RNA, 954 nt
Organism: Trypanosoma cruzi
Lineage: Eukaryota; Euglenozoa; Kinetoplastea; Trypanosomatida; Trypanosomatidae
Product: acyl-CoA thioesterase, putative
Exons: 1
Coding region: 1-954 (317 amino acids)
Biological process (GO): acyl-CoA metabolic process; fatty acid catabolic process
Cellular component (GO): peroxisomal matrix
Molecular function (GO): fatty acyl-CoA hydrolase activity
Source: RefSeq, a predicted model, not a curated record
AUGCUGCUGCAGGACGUUAUUGGAGAGUUUUUGUCCCUGCCUCCCCGUGCCCUUCAGUUGGAGCGUGUUAGCGAAGAUAUUUUUUGCAGCGUGUAUUUGUGGACACCCACUCACUCCAAAGCGACGUAUGGGGGGCAGUUGGUGGCGCACUGUGUGGAGGCCGCGUAUCUCGCGGCGGAUGACCCCCAUACGGAUAUCAUCAGUCUUCAGCUGAAAUUUCUGUCAGCGGGGAGAAGUGAUUGUGGAUCACCCGUGGUGUACUCUGUGAAAUCGUUACAUAAUGGCCGUUCUUUUUUUUCCCGGCUUGUGUUGGCAAUGCAACAAGAACGACACAUACUCUCUGCAAUUAUUACUUUUUCUCGACAAGAGCGUGGCGGCCUUGAACAUCAAUUGUGUCUGCCAGGGUGCCUCACUCAAUCUGCAUUGACAGGGAGUUCAUCUUCCUCCCUCUUCAAUUAUAUGCGAACUUUGACGUCAUCCAACGAAGCACGCGAAGCCAGCCGUGGGGAAUCUGCAGUGGCUCGUGUGGGUUAUGUAAACUUCAUGAACCCGCAUUUCAUUCAAAGCACGGUGCCGUGGGAGUUGUGCUUGCGAGUGGAACCGGAGGGGUGGACGUUACUGCGAGAUGCCACUGGCAUUUCAGAGAAGCGUCUCAACAUCAUUGUGGCUUGCUGGCUCUCUGAUUUUGUUGUGGCUCUAUCAACAUUGUUUCCACACAGGUUCCCAAACAAUGAUAUUUGUCAGUUUGCCAGUCUGGAUCAUACCAUUUAUUUCCACCAUCCGGAGCGUAUUCGCGUUGGAGAAUGGUUUUUGUACGAGGUAUUUAGUCCUUGGGCGGCGCAAGGCAGGGGGAUCGGCCAAGGCCGCAUGUAUGGGCAGGAUGGAACACUCUGGAUGAGCACUGUGCAACAAACACUUAUGCGCACAGGAAAGGGCUACAAAUCGAGACUCUAG